AAUAACACGUACACACCGACCUCUUCUUAAUUUCUUUCUAUUCUAUAUAUAUUCUUCACACCAUCCCUUCUUCCACUUUUAACAUCAUAUAUAUAUCAACUUCUACUCCAACCAGACCACAUCAAAUUGUUACAUCUAAAUUCCAACAUGACAUGUUCUCGCUGGUUUUGUUCUCUUCGUAUAUCAGGUAGAUCACGAAAAAAAUGUGAUGAGGAAGAUGGCUUGCGUAGCAAGCCAAAUGUAAAUGAAGAAUAUCUCCAAACAUUUAGAACAGAAUCUUAUAUGGAAAUAUGCAACAAAGCACAAAGGCAAUCUGGGAAGAGAAUUAGCACCAAAAGACUCUCUUCCUCUUCUUCAACAUCUCCCCUUCCUCCCAUAUGCUUGAAUCUCACUGACUCAUUGCUCGAACCACGACAAGAAAUCAUCGCAAACUUGAUACAAAAUUUCAAGGUGCAUAAUCUUCUAGUGGACUAUUUCGAAGCUAGCUUAGAAGCAUGUCGUUAUUGUGACACAAUUCUUGAAGGAAUCCACUCAACAAGACUUUCUUAUACAAGAAUCACAAGAGUUGUUAAGCUAAGCAAAAGGGUAUUAAUAAAUUUCAAUGAUAGCACCAAUGAACAAACAAAAAAGGAUAUAUACAAAGAGCUUGAUUCAUUUUCAUCAAAACUACAAAAUAAUCAUUUGUCCGUUAUUAGCACAACGCAAUUCAGCAACAUUCACAAUAAGUACAUGGAACUUCUUCAAAGACUAACAUCAAAGAGAAAAAGAAUUAAAAGAAGACUAACAUUGAUUAGUGUUUGCAAGAAAGUUGGAGGAAUUGCUCUUGUUACUUCACAUGGUGCUAUUCUUAUUGCUUUAUUAGUGGUUUCAUUACACAGUGUUGUUGGGUUGGUGGCUGCUCCAAGUAUUGUUGGUGGUUUAGUUGGUUUGUUCAUAAAUAGAAUCAAAAUUAGGAUAAAGAAAAGAACAAAGUGUGAAAGAUUAUGUGAACAACUUGAUGCUGCUGCAAAAGGGGUUUUUAUAUUGAUAAAUGAUUUGGAUACUAUGAGUAGGAUGGUGAAGAGGUUGAAUGAUGAAGUGGAACAUAGAAAAAUGAUUGCUGAUGUUUGUGUGAAGAAUGUUGGUAGUAAAUGUGAAAUAAUGAAGCGUGUUAUGAGUGAAUUUAGUGAUCAUGAUGGUAGCUUUUUGGAGCAAUUGGAAGAGCUUGAAGAACAUGUUUACUUGUGCUUUCUCACUGUUAACAAAUCCAGGAGACUUGUUAUGCAACAAAUUACAGAGAGACCACAACAUUAAUUAAUUUAGAUAAUUUGAAAUUUAUUAGAAUUAAUGUAAAGUUAUUUAAGGUAGUUACAGUUUACAAGUAAUUAUAUAGAGAAAUAAUUCACGACCAUGAUUUUUUAUGAGCCUUGUCCAGCUCAUAUAUCUCGUUUUGUAAUCGCUGAUGCUUCUGGAACUGUUGUUCCAAGGCUAGAUAGCUUGUAAUAUUUUCUUUAGGGCGCAAGCCCUCCAUUCAAUCAAAAUAAAAAAUAAAAACAUUCACGAUCACGACCAUGAUUUUU
Trifolium pratense (red clover) is the source of this 1559-nucleotide messenger RNA. Its product is annotated as UPF0496 protein At1g20180. The transcript has 2 exons. The coding region runs from base 148 to 1293 and encodes 381 amino acids. The record is from RefSeq and is a predicted model, not a curated record. Lineage: Eukaryota; Viridiplantae; Streptophyta; Magnoliopsida; Fabales; Fabaceae.